AUAGAAUCUGGUUUGAGUCACAUUACAUUCAUUGGGACGCAUAGGGGAAGUUCUCUGGUUCCUUCCUCAGUCCCUCCCACACUCUGCGGUGUGAAGCGGCAAACUGAGUGAAAUGUCGCGCACUCGCAUUGCCGUUCACCGCUUUCGCUACACCUUCACCGCAUCACCACCACCACCAUCAUCUUCUCCAAUUACUCGCUUCCAAUUCCAAUGUCCCCAACAAUAUCUCACGCGCUCACCGUUCCAUUAUUUUCGUUAUUCUUCAUCCUCCCCUAAACAACGCGAUUCAGAAUAUCCGAGUGGUGACUUUCAUUUCGAGCCCGUUACGGGAUGGAAAAAGCUCAUGGUCAAGCUCAAAAUGCUGGUAGCCUUCCCCUGGGAGCGUCUCCGCUACGGCACCGUUUUCACGAUCAAGUUGCGCGGCCAGAUAUCGGAUCAGCUGAAGAGUAGAUUCUCCCCUGGAUUAUCUCUGCCUCAAAUUUGUGAUAAUUUCUUCAAAGCUACAUAUGAUCCUCGCAUUUCCGGCAUCUAUCUUCAUAUCGAUAUUUUGAAUUGCGGUUGGGCCAAGGUCGAGGAAAUUCGUAGGCAAAUAUUGAAUUUCAAAAAAUCAGGAAAAUUUAUUGUGGCUUAUGUCGCUUCAUGUCGAGAAAAAGAGUAUUACAUUGCAUGCGCGUGUGAUGAGAUAUAUGCACCUCCAAGUGCUUAUUUUUCUUUGUUUGGAUUGACCGUUCAAGCCCCGUUCCUCAGAGGUGUUUUAGAGAAACUCGGAAUUGAACCUCAAGUGGAAAGAAUUGGCAAGUACAAAAGUGUAGGAGAUCAACUAACCCGUAGAACCAUGUCUGAAGAUCAUCAUGAGAUGCUGACUGCAUUGCUCGAUAAUAUCUAUACAAAUUGGCUAGACAAAGUCUCCUCUGCUAGAGGAAAGAAAAGAGAAGAUAUUGAGAACUUCAUAAAUGAAGGUGCCUAUCAAGUGGACAGGCUUAAAGAAGAGGGCUUCAUAUCAGACAUAAUCUAUGAUGAUGAGGUUAUCGCCAGGUUGAAAGAAAGACUUCAAGUGAAAAAUAAAAAUUUGCCUAUGGUUGAUUACAGAAAAUACUCUGGAGUUAGGAAAUCAACUAUUGGACUCUCGGGUGGCAAAGAGCUGAUAGCUAUCAUCCGAGCCUCAGGGAGCAUUCGUCGUAUUGAGAGUCCAUUAAGUUCCCGUAGCUCAGGUAUCAUCGGAGAGAAGUUCAUUGAGAAGAUACGCAGUGUUAGAGAGUCAAAGAAGUAUAAGGCUGCUAUUAUCCGGAUUGACAGUCCAGGAGGUGAUGCUCUUGCUUCUGAUUUGAUGUGGAGAGAAAUCAGGCUUCUGGCUGCCUCAAAACCAGUCAUCGCUUCAAUGUCUGAUGUGGCAGCAAGUGGAGGGUACUACAUGGCAAUGGGAGCAGGAGUUAUUGUUGCAGAAAAUCUUACCUUAACUGGUUCAAUUGGAGUGGUCACAGGAAAGCUUAACAUUGGGAAACUUUAUGAGAAGAUUGGCUUUAACAAAGAAAUUUUAUCAAGGGGUAGAUAUGCUGAGCUCCGUGCAGCUGAACAACGUUCUUUCAGACCGGAUGAAGCAGAAUUAUUUUCUAAGUCUGCACAGCAUGCUUAUAAACAAUUUCGUGAUAAGGCAGCCUUUUCCAGAUCUAUGACCGUAGACAAAAUGGAAGAGGUUGCACAGGGGAGGGUGUGGACUGGUAAGGACGCAGCUUCUCAUGGUUUGAUUGAUGCAAUCGGUGGGCUUUCUCGAGCUGUUGCCAUAGCAAAAUUGAAGGCCAAUAUACCUCAAGACAGACAGGUUACUAUUGUGGAGCUAUCACGACCCAGCCCUUCUCUACCCGAGAUUUUGAGUGGUCUUGGUAGUUCUCUUGUUGGAGUCGAUAGAACUUUAAAGGAACUAUUACAGGACUUGACAUUUUCCGAUGAAGUCCAAGCAAGGAUGGACGGAAUCAUGUUUGAGAAAUUGGAAGGAUAUCCAUACGCCAAUCCCGUUUUGACAUUGAUAAAAGAUUAUCUCAGCUCCCUGUAGUUUGUUUUCCUUCUAUUUUGUGCUUUUCGUUUCAGUAUAAUAUGAAAUCUACGUGGAAUCCAUUGUAAAGCACAGGCCCAUGCGUGAUAGUGAAUAGAGCUCUCAUUAUGUUGUGUAUAUGGCUGCCGAGAAAACUAUAUUCCAAAAACAAAUUAGAAAUGCUAUUUUGC
Abrus precatorius (Indian licorice) is the source of this 2220-nucleotide messenger RNA. Its product is annotated as serine protease SPPA, chloroplastic-like. Lineage: Eukaryota; Viridiplantae; Streptophyta; Magnoliopsida; Fabales; Fabaceae. Bases 113 to 2050 code for a protein of 645 amino acids. The record is from RefSeq and is a predicted model, not a curated record. Gene Ontology annotation, molecular function: peptidase activity. Gene Ontology annotation, cellular component: membrane. The transcript has 13 exons.